Molecule: messenger RNA, 1062 nt
Organism: Eimeria mitis
Lineage: Eukaryota; Apicomplexa; Conoidasida; Eucoccidiorida; Eimeriidae
Exons: 2
Coding region: 1-1062 (353 amino acids)
Cellular component (GO): chloroplast
Molecular function (GO): ice binding
Source: RefSeq, a predicted model, not a curated record
AUGGAUUCCGCAUACACACGCCUUGAAGCAAGCAGCAGCAGCAGCAGCAGCAGCAACGCAGCAGCAGCAGCAGCAGCAGCAGCAGCAACAGCAGCUAAGGCGGCAGCAGCAACAGCCGCAGCAGCAGCAGCAGCAACUGCAGCAGCAGCAACUCGCCUCUACUACGCUCUUCCAGCAGCAGCAGCAGCAGAUACAGCAGCAGCAGCAGCAGCAGCAGCAGCAGCAGCAGCAACUGCAGCAGCAAAAACACCAGCAGCACGACCUGCGUGGGCUUCUACUACUACGGAGGGGCCGUAUAGAAUAUCCCCAGCAGCAGCAGCAGCAACAGCAGCAGCAGCAACUGCAGCAGCAGCAGCAGCAGCAGCAGCAGCACCAGCUGCUGCCUCUCGACUUUCUCUGUCUUUUUUGCUGCCAUUGCCUUCACUUGCUUCGACUUUAUUUACAUCAUCACCACGCCUCCCCCUGCUCCAGCAGCAGCAGCAGCAACAGCAGCAGCAGCAGCAGCAGCAGCAGCAGCAGCAGCAGCUGCAUGCAAAGUGCUGCUUCGAUAUAACUCUGCCUGAAGACACACGCAGAAGACGCAGCAGAAAGGGGGCAGCCAGAAACCCCCUUAAGCGGCUCCUUAACAUACCCAGGGGGGGCUGGAAACCCAGCAGCAGCAGCAGCAGCAGCAGCAGCAGCAGCAGCAGCAGCAGCAGCAGCAGCGGGAGCGGGAGCGGGAGCGGGAGCGGGAGUAAGAGAGGCGGUAGCAGUAGGAGAAAGAGCAGCAGCAACAAAAACAACAACAACAGCAGCAGCAGCAGCAGCAGCAGCAGCAGCAGCAGCAGCACAGCCCUCAACGCACUGCCUCAGCAAGCCGUAAGAUUCUUUGAAACAGCUAACCAAACAGCAGCAGCAGCAGCAGCAGCAGCAGCAGCAGCAGCAGCACCCGCAGCAGCAGCAGCAGCAGCAGCAGCAAUGAAGAAUUGGAGUUACAUUGACAUUGGGGCGAAUCUCUGCGACCCCGUCUUCGAUGGAGAAUAUUUCGAUAAACAAAAACACCCCCCAGACAUGCACAUGUAA